Molecule: messenger RNA, 366 nt
Organism: Penicillium paradoxum
Lineage: Eukaryota; Fungi; Ascomycota; Eurotiomycetes; Eurotiales; Aspergillaceae
Product: DNA-directed RNA polymerase I core subunit RPA12
Exons: 3
Coding region: 1-366 (121 amino acids)
Biological process (GO): DNA-templated transcription; termination of RNA polymerase I transcription
Cellular component (GO): RNA polymerase I complex
Molecular function (GO): zinc ion binding; nucleic acid binding; DNA-directed RNA polymerase activity
Source: RefSeq, a predicted model, not a curated record
AUGUCUGUCAUUGGUUCUUUGAUUUUCUGCACAGAUUGCGGUAAUCUCCUACGAGAAUCUACCGGCAAUGCAGAUGCGAUUUUACACUGUGAUGUCUGCGGCACUCGGAAUAAAGACACAAUCCCCCAAACCAUCGUGUCCGAGUCCAAGCCUUCCGCAUUCCCCUCAGCACUGAGAGCCAAACGAUCGGCAGUCCAAACCUUGUCAGCAGAGGACCGCAAGACCGAGGCUAUCAUCGAUCGCACAUGUAACGAGUGCGGGAGGAAGCAGAUGUUCUAUACCACAGUGCAGCUGCGCAGUGCUGACGAAGGAAGUACUGUGUUCUACAGAUGUGUCUGUGGAUUCAAGGAAACGUCUAACAAUUAA